AUGGGUGACGUUCCCUUGAACCGUGCUGAGCGCCUGGCUGAGGCAGACAAGCCUACCUUCGACGCCGAAUAUGGCACCCCGCUGAAACGAUCUAUCGUUUCCCCGUCCGACGAAGCCGCGCUCAAGGCGUGCUGGGUAGAUCUGAUCAACGCGCUCGCCGAAGCGCAGAAAGAGAUCGUCGCCAAGGGACCGACCAUCAUCCCACAGAUCGAGUCCGGCGACCUUGACAAGCUCAGCGAGGCGCAGAGGGACGAAAUCAGAAAGGUCGGAAGCGUCGUCGUACACAACAUCGUCGACGACGAUCUGGCUCUCAAGUGGAAGGGCAUGCUAAGAGAAUACAUCAAGGCGAACCCUCAGGUGGACGGCUUCCCCGAGGAGGACAAACAGUUCCUGCAGAUGUACUGGGCGAAAUCUCAAGUGCAAGCUCGCUCGCAUCCGAAGGUAAUCGCAGUUCAGAAAGCGCUAAACGAGUUCUGGACUCGUCCGAAAGACGACAACCUGCUCAUCUCCUUCUCCACGCCGUUGACGUAUGCCGACCGGUUCCGUAUCCGCACGGCGCGCAUGUGGGACCGGCACCCACCGCAUAUCGAUGGUGCGAAGAUCGAGCGCUGGGCGGACGAUAGCCUGAGGAGCUGCUUUGCUAGCGUGCUCAAAGGAGAUUGGAGGGCCCAUGAUCCUUUUGUUGUGGACGGACGGAUCCGGGCAGAGAGCAACAUGCACAAGCGUCCAGGUCAGUCGAGCAUGUUCCGCUCAUGGCAGGGCUGGCUAGCAAUGUCCAACACCGGGCCUGGGGAGGGAACGCUGAAAGUCUUCCCCAACGUGCAGUGGUCGAACGCAUACGUCGUCCUCCGGCCAUUCUUCAGGCUCAGGUCGGCCGAGCUGGACCCGCUACUCGCUGAGAACUGGGACUAUGAUCCGGACACGGCGCACUACCCUGGGCUCAAGCCGACAAAGAGCAUACAACUGACCGAGGACACGCAUCCGCAUCUCCAGACGGAGACGACGAUGACGUGCAUGCCAAGGGUGUUGCUGGGGGAUAUGGUUUUCUGGCACUGCGGUGCGUGCUUCGGCAGCGGUUGA
Molecule: messenger RNA, 1080 nt
Organism: Dacryopinax primogenitus
Lineage: Eukaryota; Fungi; Basidiomycota; Dacrymycetes; Dacrymycetales; Dacrymycetaceae
Product: DUF1479-domain-containing protein
Exons: 3
Coding region: 1-1080 (359 amino acids)
Source: RefSeq, a predicted model, not a curated record